Molecule: messenger RNA, 1887 nt
Organism: Vombatus ursinus (common wombat)
Lineage: Eukaryota; Metazoa; Chordata; Mammalia; Diprotodontia; Vombatidae
Gene: RIMOC1
Product: chromosome unknown C5orf51 homolog
Exons: 6
Coding region: 11-1087 (358 amino acids)
Biological process (GO): mitophagy
Source: RefSeq, a predicted model, not a curated record
AGUGGAAGAAAUGAGGCGGACGGGCCGGGCUGGACCUUCACUAGGCUUCGGUCCAAGCUUUCCUUUCACCUUCCCCUCCCCCUGUCUGGCGCUCCUUCCCCUCCCCUCCUACGCAGAUCAGGUGACCCUCGUUGUUCGCCGCCCCUGCCACGUGAUGGACUCCCGCCGGGCGCCCCUUCCCAGCCUCGGGGGCGUCAUGGCGGCGGUCUGGGAGGGCUCUAGUGUGGCCCGACUGGUGGGAGGACGAGGGGAUCGGGCCCUGGCUCGCCUCCUGCCGCUCCGCGAAGCGGCCGGCGGAGACGAUAUAUUUUUAAUUAAGGCUGCUACUUCUCUUGAGAAAUUAAAAGUCCUUUGUAAAGAAGAUGAAGAAAAUAUUAAUCCAUCAAUUCUUAUAAAGCUUUACACACAGGCUAUAUUGGACAUGACAUAUUUUGAAGAGAAUAAGCUGGUAGAUGAAGAUUUUCCAGAAGACACUUCUUUACAAAAAGUAAAGGAGUUAAUCACUGUUCUUUCAGAACCAGAAGUUGUAGUUAAAGAAAGUAACCUGCAUCCAAAACAUUCUGAUAUCCUUGGGACAGAAUUACUAGAAUGCCUUUACUGGAGAAGAGGAGCCCUACUCUAUAUGUAUUGCCAUACUGUGACAGCAAGGGAAGAGUGGCAUUCGGCAAAGAGAGAUGUGCUUAAAAAGUGCCUCAUUGAUGGAAUCAGUUACUUGCUAAAGAUGUUUAAUUUUCGAUGCCCUCUUCAACUAAAUGAAGAUGUUUCUUUUCAAGACAUAGACACAGCUAAGUUACUUAGUGCAGGUGUGUUCAGUGACACUCAUUUGCUGGCUAUGAUGUACAGUGGAGAAAUGUGUUAUUGGGGACUGAAGUAUUGUGUAAAUGAAGAGCCAGAAAAUUGUGACAUAGACACUAAUGGACCUGGGACAAGCAGAAUUUCACUCAAAGAAUCCUUGGAUUUUCGAGAAAUAGGAGAAAAGAUUUUAAGAAAGUAUAUGUCUAUUUGUGAAGGACCACUGAAAGGACAAUCAUGGAAUACAACAAAUGCAAAGAAAAUGCUAGACUUCUUCCAACAUUGCCAUUACUAGUACAUUCUUACCUGUGUUAAUUUUUUCCUUUUUCACCACAAAAAUAUACAUUUUUCAAGAACUCUGGAAGAUAAAAAAAAAUUGCUGAUUCUGAACUAAUGUAUUUUAAUUCACAUUAUACGAUGUAGCAUGGUUAUUGAUUUUUUCAUCUGUUAAGCUAUCAACAUCAUUUGAUUUUUAAAACAUUUUAAACUUCUGAAAUAACAUCUCAAAUGACAAUCUGAUUAUAUGUGUGAAUUGUUGAAUAUUUCUGACUUCUAAAAGAAAGUUCAGUGUACUCUGAAUUUGAAUGGGAAAGCCUCCGAAUACCUCAUGGCUAAGAAUCUGAGAGUAUCUUAUUUCGCUGGAGGGUAUGAUAAGUUUUCUGUCUUCUCACUCCCACCCCUUUUCAUCAAAUUCCAUCUCUUCCAUACUUCUGUAGUUGUGUUGAGAUUACCAUCAGGUUCAUAAUUUUAUAGGCCAUUCUUUAUUCUUCCUUUUCCUUCACCCCCUGCCAGUGUAUGGGUUGAUCAAGGAGGACCAGCACCUCUGGUGUGAGGGUUUGCCAAGGUCUUUUCAGGGAUGUUCAUCUACCUUUGGUGCUCACUGUCAACCAACUCUCAACUGUGGCUCCAAAAAGCUGUAGCAUGUGCAGUGGCCAUACCUCAGUAAGACCUAGGCAGAAGGAGCUAAACCAGGUCUCGAGGGUAACUGACAGGCCUCAAAGUCAUUGGCCUGUUGGUGAGUGAGGGGGAUGUCUAUCCCAAGCAUAUGAAGACUUGCUCCCAUGCAGAAUGGGCAGAUGAGAACAAGUUGUUCCA